AGGAAGUGGGGUCCUACUGUGCGCAUCCCGCUGUAAGAGCGCUGUAAUGUUGUUUAUAAGGUGUUAGUCUGGCUUCAAUUGGCCACACCAGUAUCCUCCCCUGUCCUAUAUCGGUUGUAUCUUUAUCCUCUAGCUGCCGGCCUCGAGCUAGCCAGUGAAGUCGAUCAAUACAGUCCAGCUGAUCCAGUUACCCUCAACCACCGCAAGUACAGUGGAGCCGCGUUGCGAUCGAUUGCCAGUUCAUGCACUGCAGGGUCACUUCCACGACAUGAGUAGUCGUCACCACUAGACUCCGCGGUGCCCGCUUUUCUCCUCAGCUCGUCACCGCUAUAUCAGCUAGUAACGUUCUGUCAGGUCCAUAGGCUCAUUAUGUGACUGCUUGCGAGCGCUUGUGAUCAGUUAAGCGCAACUUGUGGGGAUGACCUCUUGUUGACUCCUUGAAUGCUGCAGCGGCUGCUUUGCAGUCAGCUUGCCUUCGUUUCGAUCUAGGACAGUGGGUUUAGUAGCAAGUUUGGUGUGGAAGUAAGUUCUUGUUUCGCUGUAGGUUGUUGGAGCGGCAGCAGUUUUCUUGCUGUUUGUAUGGCAGCGCAGUUGGAGAAAAGUUCCAGUAUGCGCUCUGAUCGGGACUCGCCCAUGGCGGCCUUCCAGAGGUCUGCCUCUUCAGUGAAGGAGUCUACCUGCAUCAACGUCCCAGUGCUGCAGCGCAACAGCUCCCUGCUCAAGGGUAGCCCUCCACCGGAGAAGCUGCGACCGCUUCCUUCCUUGAACAAGGAAGGCCAAGGCAAGAGCGGCCAUAGCGAGGCUAUCCGCAACCGCAACAUCGCCAUCGGUGUUUUGUCGUCUCUGCUCUUCCUAGCCGUGGUAGUCCUUCCAUGGGAGGGAAGCGUGGGCCCAGCAUACAUUGCCAAAACAAGCAAUGUAGGCAAGAUUGCCGUCGGUGUCACUGGUAAUGUUGACCCCUUUCAGAGCAAAUGGGCUAACGCUGCGAGAACGCGCCCAUAUCAUCACUAUGUUAAAAGGUCGUUCUUCGGUGGCUCUAAGUUUCUAGUUAGCGGUCCUGCUAUAUCUGUCACUUACCACGACGGACCUAUUCUGGCGGGCAAAGGGGGUGUCCUGAAGGUGCAUGUCAUCUACUACGGCGCGUUUGCCCCUGGUCAAAAGGCGACCAUCAGUGACUUCCUGCAGUCCUUCUCCGCGCCGAAGGCUACUGCUGGGCACCCCACCGUCGCCGGCUGGUGGGCCAUCACCAAGGGUUACACAGACGGGUCUAAAGUGCCCGUUGCUCAGACUGUUGUUCCCGGUAGCGUCUAUGAGGACGCGGCUUACAGCUUGGGGAAAUCUUUGCAGCAAGCUGAUGUGGAGAAGCUGGUAACCUCCUCCCUGGGCAAGGGCCUUGUGCUUGACCCAGCGGGAGUGUAUGUUGUAUUGACAUCGGCUGAUGUCAACGUGCAAGGCUUUUGCAGCUCCCAGUGCGGGACCCAUCUGUACACCUUCCCUUCGGCUGCGACACAAUCGCAUGUGCUCCCUUACGCCUGGGUGGGGAAUGCCGAGAAGCUGUGCGCAGGAUAUUGUGCGUGGCCAUAUGCCAAGCCCCUGAAGGGAACUGGGCCCGACGUGCCGCCGUUGAAAGCCCCCAGUGGCGAUGUCGGUGUGGACGGGAUGAUCAUCAACAUUGCCAGCUUGCUUGUGGGCGCAGCAACUAACCCUUAUGCCACAGCUUACUUUCAGGGCGACGCAACAGAUCCUCUGGAAGCCGCCGGCGCUUGUGGCGGAAUCUAUGGAUCUGGUGCCUACCCUGGCUACGCUGGGCAGCUCCUGUCGAACCCCACGACGGGGUCUAGCUUCAACGUUUACGGUGUUAAUGGCCGGGAGUUUCUUGUGCCAUGGGUGUUCAAUCCUGUCACGCAGAAGUGCGCAGGCCAAGUAUAAUAUGUCGCAGUGUUAGAUCGAUUUGUGAGCCUGCUUGACAUCUGUGCUGCUGACAGCCUUAAGUGAAGAGCUCCCAUGGCAGCCGAUGCAACGCGAGGAGAAUUAUUUUUUAGUACAUACGGUUCAUAUCGUUGAUUUCUUUGUGACGUCGUUUUGUUCACAGACAGGCUAAGAGAGUUUGUGUCUGAUCAUUUUAUUUUGUCGCUCUUGGUGCUAAUAUGGAAGUGAAAACAUGAAGACUAGUGGAAUGGCACGUGAGCUUUGGCGUUUAGGUUGCCGUCAAUGAUGUAGUAGUCCUGAACACAUUACAUAAAAAGUUUGAAAUGGUGGUAA
Messenger RNA from Physcomitrium patens, 2262 nucleotides. RefSeq names its product protein PHOSPHATE-INDUCED 1. Lineage: Eukaryota; Viridiplantae; Streptophyta; Bryopsida; Funariales; Funariaceae. The record is from RefSeq and is a predicted model, not a curated record.